Molecule: messenger RNA, 4776 nt
Organism: Fopius arisanus
Lineage: Eukaryota; Metazoa; Arthropoda; Insecta; Hymenoptera; Braconidae
Source: RefSeq, a predicted model, not a curated record
AUGGAGUGGAGAUCUAUGUGGAAUUGUGGGGGAAAAAUUGAACGAGUCUGUUGGAUCGAGAAGGAUGUGAUUUUUUGGGUAGCUGGUGGCAGUCAUCUUGUAUUUUUUCAAUUGAAAAAAAAACUUCAGGCUCUGUGGAGGUGUCCAGGAUUUUUUGAUGGCGUCUCUUUGAUAUGCUCGUAUCCUCAACUUCAUGUGAUUGCUUUUGCUGAGAGCUGUGUCAAUCCUAGACUUGUCGUUGUGACGUAUCCCAGCAUGAAGAUUGUCUCUGAAUGCGUGGGAGGAAGUGAAAAUGGAUAUCUGGUGACUGCUUUGUCGACAGAUUAUAUGAUAGCACUGGGCUCAUUUCCGGAUUAUCAUUUGGUCAUGUGGAACUGGAGGACUGGCUCCAAGUUGUCCUCUGUUGUCACUGGUGUUAAUGAUCUUCAGGGACAGGUGAUUAGGGUGUCUAUGGGUAGACCGGGUCUUGUAGCUCAGCUGGCAAAGGACUCGGGAAGACUCCUGAUCUGGCAAGUUGUGGGGAAUUUCAUCUGUUCGUGUGAAGAAGUCACUCUUCCCAAGAGAGCCAUUCCAAUUGAUGUUAAUUGGUCAUCAGAUCAGGCAGAUUCUUCUCUGGCCAUUGCUGAUGAAUCCGGACAUGUUUAUAUCUGGAGCAAGAACGGAGAGUUGUGUCGAAUUGUUCUUUCCCAGAGAUGUGCAACCUGUCUCGAUUAUGAAGUACCUGUGGUGAGUUGGUUCAGUGAUGGAAUCCUCCUGAAGACGACGUUCUGUCAGAUUAGGUUCUAUCGAAAGGGGGAAGACAAGUGGAAGAGACAGUGGUACAUCAAGACUUUAUUGAAGCCUUACAUUUUCUCGGUUGAUCCAUUCACGAAGAAUAGGAUGAUAUUCUUCGAGGAUCAAGGGGAUCUUGUGGAGAUGAGCCUCCUGAUGGGAGAGGUCUAUCCCAGAGUAAACAAGAUCUACAGUUACGGGAGUUGUUUCAAAUUUUUGAGUCUGGUCUAUCCGUGGGGUCAUCAUUUGGCAGCUGCGGAUGAUUCGAAAAAUCUUGUGAUGAUGAGGUCUCACGAUGGUGAAGAAACAGGAAGAUUGAAUUUACCCGUCGAAGGAGACGUUCUGAAUAUCAUAUCCCACCUGGAGUACCCUAUGAUCUUGAUUUCAACUUCUGCUGGAGAAAUUUGUGCAGUCACCGCUCUUGACUCUCAAAAUCCCCGAGUGUUAUGCAAAUAUCAAUUUGAAAAAAUCCAUCUGGAUCUUCUGAGGCUAUCCUACUGCGGCAGAUACACAAUCACAGGGAGGAAAAAAUACGGAUCGUUCUACUGUAUAGAUUCAAUUGAAAAGACAUCAUCUGCUAUUCGUAAAAUAGAGACUGACCACAGGGCUUUGGAUAUAAUUCUGUUCGACAAAAAUGGAGGACUCAUGAUUCUGAUGCUGAUUCUGCCUUUUAAACGAGCUCCAGUCUCAAAUUAUAUAAUCAUUUAUAAAUUAUUACCUCAUGAAGAAAAUGUUGGCGAUAUUGUCAGCAUUCUCAAAUUGCCGACUGUCUACGAGAAUCUUCAGUAUGGUCUUGAAGCAAUGACCAUUAUAGCUUCACCAUUCUCAUCUCGCAAUCUCCACGUUUAUAACAUAAAAAAUAAUCAACUCUGUCUGAUAACAGCUGUACAAUCUGCGCAUAGGAUACGAGGAAUUAAAGUUCAGAUAAAUAGAGAUUGGAUUGUUACUUAUGGAUUCGAUGGAAUAGUCAGUGUUUUGAAGAAUUCAAAAACAUUGCAGGCGUUGUCGCAGGUUAAUUCUCAUCACAGGAUAAUAUUUGGGGUGUCUAAAGCUGUUUUGGAACCGAAAGGUCAUUUUUUGAUCGCGUUAGGCAGUGAUGGAUCAUUAUUUGGGCUGAAAUCAUCGGGAACUGAAAAUAAUCUAGAAUCAACGAUUGAUUUCGAUAAAUAUUUGGUAAAUGCUGAUGAGAUGAAUGAGAAUAUUUUGAGGGACUAUUCAAGCUUGAAUCCUGAAGUUAUUAAUAUUCUAUCUCAAAGUUAUCGAAUGAUUCCCCCGGAAAAGAGUGGAGCUGAGAAUUGGGGUGAUUGGGUGAUACAACAGCGGAUAAUGAGAGAGGAAGAGAAGUCUAGGGACAUCAGAUCGGAAAUCAUGAGGGAGUUUAAUGAAUUGAAGACGAAGGUUUCGGAGUUGUUGGGCGAGAACGAAAAAUUGCCAACGGAAGAGAGACUUCCGAUAUCUGCUUUCGAUUUGGAUAUGAUAGAGAGGGAGCAGAAGAUCAAAGCAGCGAAGGAAGAGAGGGAAGAUCGUCGUCUGGAGUUGGAAUUCCAAUGCGCGCAGAUAGAGAGAGUGGCGAAUUGGAUAAAGGAGACAUUCUGGGAUGUGCAGGGAGUCAAACAGCAGUCGAUAUUCGCCAUUUUUGGGGAGACCGAGGUGACGAAUUUUCCCAGUGAAGGACAGGAUCCUCAGGAGAUGGAAAUUAUCCGGUGGCUGGAGACGUGUUCUCAAAUUCAUGACGAUCUCCAAGAUUCCGAUAGAGAACCGAGGGCUUACGCUGUUUUUAGAGAGAAAUACUCUCCGGUUAUUGAGGAGACGAAGACAUUGGCAAAUCUUCUCGAAGAUGAGGAGGAAGGAGAUAACGGCAAUAUUGAAGAGAUUGAGGCAGCGGCUGGUGUCACAACUUUCAAAUUUGUACAACCGUCCAGUGAUUACUGUCAGUUCAAGCAUUACACUUUUAUUGAACUCAGUCGGAUGGCCAUUGCCUUGAUCAAUGAUGCUCAAGGACUGAAGGAUUAUUUCAACAAAUUAUUCAACGAGACGUUUGCACUUAAAGAACGGGCCAUGGCUACCGCUGGUCAAAUAAUCUCUCACAUUCGGUUCAUAAAUUCCGAACUUGGGAUUAUGUUUAGGAGUUCGGUACCAGAGAUACCGGAUGAGCCGCAGUGGUCGCCGAAGGAAAGACCCCAGUCGAUUAUCACAGCGCGAGAUGAUGAGAUCCCUGUGAGACCUUAUGUCUCUCCAUCGGAGCAGGAUUUAUUGGACAGACAAGCAGAAGAACAGGAGCGAUUGAGACUUCUCAUGUUGUCUGACGAUUUUCGGAGGAAGGCCCUCAUCGAGAUGAUGGACGGUGUCCUGGAGUACCGUUGGGAGGACAUCGUCAAGAGGGACAUACCCAAGCCCGACUUCAUGGCUACGAAGAGUCCUGAUGAUUACACGAAGGAGGAGAUCGCUCUGAUUCAUAAAUACGAGCAGCAAGUAUUGGAUCUUGAGCAGGAGCGUGAGAAGUACAAAAGCUUUCUCGAGACUUCGUAUUUGAAGAUAACGAAGAGUCUUCGGGAGACGAUAGAUAAGUUUAAUGUCAAUCUCAAGGGGCUCUUGAUUACGAGGAUGAGAGUGGAAUCGGCGGUGCUGCAGCUCGAGCUGGUGAGGGCCAGGUGGUACUUUCAGGUGUUUGAUCGAAUGAAGAUUGUUGAUGAGAUGAAGAAAACCGAAGCUGCUAUUUCUGAGGAAAAUAUACGGAUAGAGAGUAUUCUGUCCUCGAGGAGGAUCAUGGAGGAGGAGCUUGUCAAACUCAAGUCGCAUCGCGAAUCACUUUAUAGUAAAGAUAAAGGAGUUACGAAAUUCAAGUCGGAGUUUCAGUCCUUGGGAAAAAUUGCUGUUGAGGCUCUCAGGAAGCAUUACAUCAAGAGACCGAAGGUCGUUCUGAAGAACAUGUCACCUGGAGAUGUCCUCACCCUCGCGAAAUGCAUUGCAAGUCACAAUAAUUCUGUUCCUUUGCUGUCAGAUUAUAAACAUUAUCUCGCAAGUCUUGAUGCUCUUGAUGUACAGCCACAGCACUUGCCUGAGUCAAUUCAGGCUCAUCACUGGGAGCAUCUGGUGAAAAUUCGGCGGCAUCAGAUCGAUUUGGAGAUGAAACUCAAAGCGAAUCUCAUGGAGAUAAACGAGAUUGAGAUGACGAUUGCGGGGAGUAAUGGAAAAAUUGGUAGAUGCAAGGAAUUAAUAGCGAAUUUUGAAGAUGCAUUGAGGGAGAUGAGGGGGAAACUGGUGGAACGUAUCAGAGAUAUGGAUAUUCAGUUGGUCUUGAAGAUGGGCCAGGUGGAGAUGAAUGUGAAGGGUAAGAGGAGUGACACCGAUAAGGGUAAAUUAAUACCUGUGGAUGUCAUUAAAAAAUUGAACGGAGGGAUCUUGGAGGCGGGUGAUGUGAAACUAAAGGCUCUGGAGGAGAUGAUGAAAUUUCACCGAGGGACACUCCUCAAAGAAUGGGAGCACAAGACCCUCCAGAUGAAGAUUCAGGAGCUCUCGGAGGAUCUCAAUGAGAUCAAGAACAUCCUGGUGACGAAACAUAUGCGUCAUUUGUUGAAAAAUCAUCAGAUCGGCGGUUUUACUGAUGGUAAAACCGUGCAGGAUCUUGAGAGGGACAUUGCUGCGAUGAAAAAAAUUAUGGAGAAGACGGUGAACGAUUGGUUGUCCAAGAUUGAUAGUGUUAAUAUGCAGAUUGAGACACAGAAGCGGAAGAAUGACGAAUGCGAUGGGAAAAUUGUGGUGAUGAAUGUCGAUCGUUGGGAGAUGGAGAUUAUGAGGAAUCUUGAGGCUGAGGAGAGGAUUAGAAAGAUGAGUGAGGGGCUUAUGGAGGCUGUGCUGCUGAGGUCAAAGCUUUGUAGAAGAGUUCAGAGUAAUUAUAUCGAUCUUUUGCAAUUGAAAACUGAGAGUCAGCGGUUGAGGAUGAAGAGGUAUCCUGCUCUGGACGGUUGCAAUGUUGUUCCGAUAAAUAAUCCCGAUGAAGAGUGA